Messenger RNA from Penicillium waksmanii, 969 nucleotides. RefSeq lists its product as uncharacterized. The record is from RefSeq and is a predicted model, not a curated record. NCBI's taxonomy places the organism in Eukaryota, Fungi, Ascomycota, Eurotiomycetes, Eurotiales, Aspergillaceae. The coding region runs from base 1 to 969 and encodes 322 amino acids. The transcript has 3 exons.
AUGUCGCACAAUAUCCUUGUUACCGGCGCAUCCGGAUACCUCGGGGGAACGCUCCUCGCCCGAUGGGCCAGCGCCAAGCUCCCUACAUACCAGAGGCACUUCGCUCUCGUACGCACGGACGAACAAAGCGAGGCAGUCAAGAAAUAUGGCGCAGAACCGAUCAAAUUCAAUAUUAAAGAUCAAGCCAGCGUGCAGAUGAUCAAAGCCCUGGCAGAAGUGAAGAAACAAACUGGACAGGAUGUACACUUUCUCCAUACCUCUGGCGCAAAGCUAUUCAGUAGCCAUGCAGGUCUUCCGACAAAUUCUCCGAUCCCCGAUAAUGAUCCAGCUCUCUAUUACCUCUCGAAAAUUACCUAUGCUCGGUACUUAUUUGUUGAAAAGGCAGUGAUGGCCAAUAAUACAAUCAUCGAAACUGCAUUGGAAUAUGAUGUGAAGAGCUACUUAUUUGUGCCAUGUGUUGUAUAUGGCAAGGGCGAAGGAUUUGGAAAUAAAACCUCCAUUCAAACGGUCGCUAUAGUAAAUGCGGCCAAAAAACUUCGACGAGUUUGCCGACCCGACCCUGGUUAUUAUACCUGGCCUGUGAGCCAUGUCAGUGACACCGCAGGGUUAUACCUGGAAAUCAUUUGGAGCAGCUUGUCUGGUAAGGAAAUAGACCAUGGCAUAAAUGGGUACUAUCUUGCCUCUAGUGGCAACGUGUCUUGGAACAGUCUUUACACCGCGAUGGCCAAGCGCCUUGCUGCACAAAAUAUUAUCGACAAUGACAAGGUUGCGCUAGCUGAUGACCAAGCCUUGGAAAGCAUGGGAGCAGCGCUUGGAUGCCCCAAGGACAUGGUUUCAUUGUUUCUGGGUGGAAAAUGCACAUUGCAAGCCAAGCAUGGCCGGGAGAUUGGGUGGACUCCUCAAUAUUCAGCGGAGCAUAUCCUGGAAAUGGCGGAUGCAGAAGUUGAUUUGAUCCUUCAAAACCCAUGA